Molecule: messenger RNA, 1696 nt
Organism: Paramecium sonneborni
Lineage: Eukaryota; Ciliophora; Oligohymenophorea; Peniculida; Parameciidae
Source: the annotation of a GenBank genome assembly
AUGUAAAACAUAAAUUAUCAAGAUAGCAAAUUUUAGUUUGAAUGUUUUAGAAAGCAUCUUCUUAAGGAUGUCCUUUAUUAUGGAUACCUAUUACCAAACUAUCUAAUUUUGACAACAGUAAAAUGAUUACUUAUAAAUAAUAGACAAAAUAGUCAUAAACACCAAAAUAUAAGGUGCCAUUAUUAUUAACAACUUAAAUAUAAUUCAUUAUUAAAUAGCCUACAUUUGAGGUUGAAUAGUUUGGAUUCUUAUAUAAAGAGUAAUUCAAAUAUUUUUAUGCUAAUCCAAAAAAUAUAUUGUAACUUAAAGAACUUAUGGCUUGUUAAGCAAUGUUUAAAGAAAUUAGUGAUUUUUAUCAACCAAUAAGUAUGUUGGGUAGAGGAGGUUCUUCAAAAGUAUAUUAUGUGAUAUACUUUUUAGGUUUAUUUGGUGAUGAAAAAAAACUCUAAAGAUCAAUAUGCUUCUAAGUGUGUAGAUAAACGAUACUUAAUAGAAGAUGGUGGAUUUGUAAUCAUUUUAUUAUUAUUAUAGAAUGGAUUAUUUAAUGAAAUUUAACUUAUGUAAAAGAUGAAUCAUCCUAAAAUAAUUCAUUUAGAAGAACUUUAUGAAGGGGAAAAUACAUUUUAUUUGCUUUUAGAAUAUUUAUAAGGUUAAAGUCUUCAUGAAUCAUUUAAUAAGAGAUAAGUGUUAUUUGAAUAGGAAUAAAUAUAAACUAUUAUGUUUGUAAAAUUAUUUUAAUAAUUUUAGCAAUUAUUGACAGCUGUUUAAUAUAUGCAUUCUUUAGGAAUUAUGCAUAGAGAUUUAAAACCUGAAAAUAUCAUGUUUAAACAUUAAAAUGCUUAUGAUGAAUUAAAAAUAGUUGAUUUUGGAUUGGCAACAUCUAUUUAUGCUGAAACAUAUCCAUAUCCGAAAUGUGGAACUCCAGGUUAUGUUGCUCCUGAAAUUGCUAAUCUAAAAGAUUUAAAUUAAAAAUACGAUUUGAUAUGUGAUCUAUUUAGUGUUGGUUGUAUCUUUUAUAAAUUGUAAAUAUAUUUUAAUUUUUAGAUUGACAGGCAAAGAAUUAUUUCCUGGAACAGAUUACUAAGAAAUUUUAAAAUUAAAUAAAAAAUGUUAAAUAAACUAUGACCUUCUUACUUUAUAUAGAGUACCAAAAGAAGCCAUUGAAUUAAUUGCAUUGUUAUUAAAGUUUAAUCCUAAAGAAAGAAUAUCUGCUUAAGCUGCAUUAGAACACAAUUAUUUUUAAUUAAAAUUUUAAACAAAAAGAGGCAAAUUUUAAUAAAAUAAUAAUAAAUACACACCAGUCUUUUAAACUCAAAACUUUAAUCCUAAGGAUAAUCAUUAAAAACAAAAUUUUCAUAUAGAAGAUGAUAUAGUUGAAGAUGAAAAUGCUCAUUCUUUGAAAGUUCCUGUUAUGUAAAAUAUGAAAAUAUUUGGUUAAUUUGUUUGUAAAAUCAAACCAUAAAUAACACCUACUUUAGCAAGAAGAAACUUUAAAAAAUUUUAAACUUCAGACUUUAAUUCUACAUUAUCCCCUAAUUCACCUAAUCCAUAACUAAAUGAACAUAAACCAUCUUUAAUUAUUAAUGCUUAAACUUAAGAAUUAAUUAAUGAUAUUCAAACAAAAAAUGACCAUCAAAUUAAUUAAAUGGGUUAAAUAGAUGAAGUACAAGAAGAAUAAUUAUAAUAAAAUAUGUGA